AUGGUUGUGGUUCCAAAGACUAGGAAAACUUAUUGCCCAAGAUGCGAUAAACAUACUCCACAUAAGGUUUCUCAAUAUAAGAAAGGAAAGGAUUCACUCCAUGUCCAAGGUAAGAGAAGAUAUGAUCGUAAGCAACAAGGUUUUGGAGGUCAAACCAAGCCAGUUUUCAAGAAGAAGGCUAAAACUACUAAGAAAGUUGUCUUAAAGAUCGAAUGUACUAAAUGCAAGUAUAAGCUUCAAAAAUGCUUAAAGAGAUGCAAGCACUUCGAACUUGGAAAUGAAAAGAAAGACAAAUAA
Molecule: messenger RNA, 297 nt
Organism: Entamoeba nuttalli P19
Lineage: Eukaryota; Evosea; Mastigamoebida; Endamoebidae
Product: ribosomal protein L44 protein
Exons: 1
Coding region: 1-297 (98 amino acids)
Biological process (GO): translation
Cellular component (GO): cytosolic large ribosomal subunit; ribosome
Molecular function (GO): structural constituent of ribosome
Source: RefSeq, a predicted model, not a curated record